Filobasidium floriforme is the source of this 618-nucleotide messenger RNA. RefSeq names its product GTP-binding protein ypt1. Bases 1 to 618 code for a protein of 205 amino acids. The transcript is spliced from 6 exons. Lineage: Eukaryota; Fungi; Basidiomycota; Tremellomycetes; Filobasidiales; Filobasidiaceae. The record is from RefSeq and is a predicted model, not a curated record. Gene Ontology annotation, molecular function: GTP binding; GTPase activity.
AUGUCUCACGCAGCGGAAUACGACUACCUCUUCAAGCUCCUCCUGAUCGGAGACUCCGGUGUAGGGAAGUCCUGUCUCUUGCUCCGAUUCGCAGACGACACGUACACCGAAUCGUACAUCUCGACCAUCGGUGUGGAUUUCAAGAUUAGGACGAUCGAGUUGGAGGGAAAGACGGUCAAGUUGCAAAUCUGGGAUACUGCGGGUCAGGAGAGGUUCAGGACGAUCACUUCGUCGUACUACCGAGGCGCUCACGGAAUCAUCGUUGUAUACGACGUUACCGACAACGACACCUUUACCAACGUCAAGCAGUGGUUGCAGGAGAUCGAUCGUUAUGCCGUUGAGGGUGUCAACAAGUUGCUCGUCGGUAACAAGAGCGAUCUGACGAGCAAAAAGGUCGUAGAACACGCCGUGGCCAAGGAGUUUGCCGAUCAGCUCGGAAUUCCUUUCCUCGAGACUUCGGCCAAGAACGCUACCAACGUCGAGCAGGCAUUCUUGACCAUGUCCAAGCAGAUCAAGGACCGAAUGGGAUCGAGCUCGAUGGCCGCUGGACCAGGUGGAAAGUCGGCCCUCAAGGUCGGCGAGAAGGUCGAGCAGAAGGCUGCUGGAGGAUGUUGUUAA